GAUGUUGGGAUGCCGUGUCGAGAAUAUUAAUGUUGUGCUGCCUGCUCUCGUCUCGACUCUUAUCUCAUCCAUGUUUCCUUUUAGUCUGUAACCAGUAGGCCAUGGCGACAGCACUGGGAAGAGCAAUGGACUCUUUGGUAUCUAUCAUUUACUACCCCUUUGGGUAUCAGCGCAACCACCGUAAGAGUUAUAGCAACAGCUACUAUUACACGAAGGAGAAGAGUAACGGUAGGAAGAUGUCCAAGGGAAGGCCUCUGUCCUUGCAGACGGUGGAGCUGAAAGUGAGGAUGUGCUGCACGGGCUGCGAGAGGGUCGUCAAGCAUGCUCUUCUAAAGCUCAGAGGGGUUGAUUCGGUGGAGGUGGACUUGGAGCUGGAGAAGGUGACGGUGACGGGGUACGUGGAGCGGAACAAGGUGCUCAAGGAGGUGCGGCGGAGCGGGAAGAAGGCGGAGUUCUGGCCCAACCCGGACCUCCCGCUCUACUUCACCACCGAGAAGAACUACUUCCACGACGAGGAGUCGUUCCGGGGCAGCUACAACUACUGGAGGCACGGCUACAACGGGGACCGGCACGGCCGUGUCCCGGUGCCGCAGCGGGGGGAGGACGCCGUCAGCAACAUGUUCAACGACGACGACGUCAACGCGUGCAGCGUCAUGUGACCGACAGGAGCAGCACGUGAGGGCGAUCACGCUGUGUGUUUCCUUUGGAUGUUUAAUUAGACUAAUGAAGCGAUGUUUUAUCUGAUGAAAUCGUGUGAAGCAAAAGUCCUAAUUUUUACAUCA
Messenger RNA from Musa acuminata subsp. malaccensis (wild Malaysian banana), 782 nucleotides. RefSeq names its product heavy metal-associated isoprenylated plant protein 44. The record is from RefSeq and is a predicted model, not a curated record. Gene Ontology annotation, molecular function: metal ion binding. Lineage: Eukaryota; Viridiplantae; Streptophyta; Magnoliopsida; Zingiberales; Musaceae.